Messenger RNA from Ilex paraguariensis (yerba mate), 1604 nucleotides. The record is from the annotation of a GenBank genome assembly. Lineage: Eukaryota; Viridiplantae; Streptophyta; Magnoliopsida; Aquifoliales; Aquifoliaceae.
CAAACCAACCUGUAAACCAACUUCAACCGACAAACACCUUCAGAUUUCCCUUCUAAGUUAACCAACACCAACUUCCCAAGAAAUCUAAGCUAUUUUCCCUCAAAUCUAUCAAACCCACUUCCCAAAUCUUCUGCAAUUUUCACUCAAUUUCCCCAAUAAUCAUACCUAACCGAUCUAACCCACAAAAUCUAAUCCCUGAAACUUGCAAAUAUGAAACGAACCCACAUUCGAUUCCUUUCCCAUCAACCAUGGUCAAUCCCUUUGAUUGUUCUCUCUACAUUAUGUCUGAUCCUCAUUCUCACUAUAACCCUACUCCUAGGUCUUCAAAAAUCAGUUUCUGAAUCUGAUUCUUUAUUUUCUCAUUCAGAAUCUUCUGAUUCGAAUUCUGAUACUGUAAAUGCAUUACCCAGUUUGCCUCGAUUUGCGUACUUGAUUUCGGGGACUAAAGGCGACGGAGGUCGUGUGAAGAGACUGCUUCAAGCAGUGUAUCAUCCGAGGAAUUACUAUGUGUUGCACCUUGACGUUGAGGCCGAGGACAGUGAAAGGCUUGAGCUUGCCAAGUAUGUGAAAUCGGAGACGGUGAUGAGGGAGUUGAGGAAUGUGAUGGUGAUUGGGAAGGCGAAUUUGGUGACUUAUAAGGGGCCGACGAUGAUUGCUUGUACACUUCAUGCGAUUGCAGUUUUGUUGAAGCAGGCGAAGCAGUGGGAUUGGUUUAUUAAUCUCAGCGCUUCGGAUUAUCCUCUCAUGCCGCAAGAUGAUAUCCUGCAUAUUUUCUCAUACCUGCCUAGGGAUCUUAACUUUCUCGAGCACACGAGUUCCGUUGGUUGGAAAGAAUUUCAAAGUGCAAGACCUAUCAUUAUAGACCCUGGCUUAUAUCAUCCAAAGAAAUCUGGUGUAUUUUGGGCCAAAGAGAAAAGAUCAAUGCCUUCUUCUUUCAAGUUAUUCAUGGGGUCUCCGUGGGUAAUGCUUACAAGAUCAUUUCUUGAAUUUUGUGUUUGGGGGUGGGAUAAUCUUCCUCGUACUCUUCUAAUGUACUACACCAACUUCUUGUCAUCUCCUGAGGGGUACUUUCACACGACGGUGUGUAACAAUAAGGACUACCAAAAUACCACAGUAAACCAUGACUUACGGUAUAUGAGAUGGGAUAAUCCUCCAAAGCAACACCCUCUAAAUCUAACAGUGGAACAUUUUGACGACAUGGUCCAGAGUGGUGCCCUUUUCGCUCGCAAGUUUGCCAAGGAUGAUCCAGUUCUCAACAAAAUUGAUGAGGAACUUUUAAGGAGACCAAUUAGCAGGUAUGCACCUGGGGGCUGGUGUGGGGGAAAUUCUGUGUUAGGUACGGAUCCUUGUAUGGUUAAUGGGAGUCCGGAUGUAAUUAAACCAUCUGUUAGUUCAAAAAGGCUAGAGAAACUAAUAUUGACACUUCUCAGUUCUGAAAAUUUUAGAUCAAAACACUGUAAAUAACUACUAUAUAAUGCUUCAUUUUGCCCCUCGGUUCUUCUUUUUGUUGUGGUGGAUUAGUUUGUUUCAUAACCAUGAUUUGAAGAUUAUUACUCUUUGAAAUUUGGAUUCAGUGAAACAGCAGCAAUCAUGGAGCAUCUGAU